Daldinia decipiens is the source of this 1794-nucleotide messenger RNA. RefSeq lists its product as uncharacterized. Lineage: Eukaryota; Fungi; Ascomycota; Sordariomycetes; Xylariales; Hypoxylaceae. The transcript has 3 exons. The coding region runs from base 407 to 1387 and encodes 326 amino acids. The record is from RefSeq and is a predicted model, not a curated record.
CUUCUAUUCACCUCAGCAGCUGAAACUCGAGUACUGGCUUUCUAGUCCUCGGACAUACAUAGCAGAUACUCACUCCAUCGGCAUGUAGGCACAGAGCGACAAAGAUGUAUGAUUGACCAUGUAGACGAGGUACCUGUCUAUCUCCGACUAUGCUCCCCGGAGACUCGACUUUUGCCAGGUAGUAUUGCAUGAGGCAGCUUUUCUAUUAUCAUCACCCUUUGCUUGGGCGGUCGAAAUGACCAUUCCUCCUCACGUCUCCUAUCCUCUCCUAUUCUAUUUCCAUAGUUAGGAUCACAUCCGAACUUAGAGCCCAUGCCUAAUCUCUAAAUUUUUUUUUUCUAUCAUCUCCGAUAAACUGUUAGUAUUCUAGUUCCAACAUAGGUAACUAAUAGAAAAUUAUAGCACUAUGGAAUCAGUACCCGAUCUAGAAAGAUCCCCCUUGCUCAUAUCCCACACUCCUGACACGAGCGAUGUAGAUCCGUGCGUUCCUACUCCUAGAGUGUCUCCUACGUCUCCCCACUCUACGCCACCACUGAACAAAGUGACCACCAAGGAGCACGUUUAUUAUGUCCUCCCCAUAGCAUUUACAGCGGCGUUUGCUAUAUCCGCCACUUCUGCGUCCACUGUAUAUGCGUACGCUAGCAUCCUAUGCACUGAUCCAGCCCAUUGCGAGGACAACGAGCGAAAUCGCUAUGCCGGUGCCGUUGCCAUUGCGACUACACUAUCUAAUUCGAUCAGCAUCGUGGCAAUAUGCCUUCUUCGAAAGUGGACGAAGACCAAUCCAAAAUUAGGACUAUGUCUAUGGUUAACGUGUCGAGGGUUAAGCCUCGUGGUACUGUCGCUUGGAGUAAUCUUCCGUGAUAUUUACAUCGCAAUCGCAGGCCGCAUAUUUGAAGGUUUAGCGACCGACAAUAUACUACAUUAUACCCUAGCUGCUAUCUACGUCCGAGCUGAGGAUGGGAGUCGAUUUCCACGAUUGAUGGGGACCUCAUUAGCGCUAUAUAUGAUUGGCAUGUCGAUAAGCCCAGCGCUUGUCACAUUGUUACCACACUUCCUAUUCAGCUUUCUAUUAGCUUUCGCGUUGCUGGGAUCAUCACUUUUCUACCUUCUUGCCUUUGUUCCCGGAUUGGCUCCGGUAAUAGAGAGCAACUAUGGAGAUCACUCUGAGUCCCAUCAAGGGAGAGAUGCCGUAGACUCUUUUUCGAUUUUCACACCCAUCCGAUACCUGGUCUAUGAACCAACUGCUCUUUUUGCAAGCCUGGCCAUCUUCUUCUACAAUACCGCACAGGCCUACCUCUUCCCUGCUAUCAUGGUAUAUGCGACCUUGAAGUUUGGGUUUACCAGCGUAGAGAACAGCUAUAUCGUUUCCAUAGCUGCAGAGCGGUAGGGACUGCAGGAAAUACUUGUGAUUCUGAUGUUGAAGGAAUUGUCAAGACUAGAUCUACGGCCUACAUGUUCUAUAGCGACAUGUUUUACGCGGUUCUAUCUAUGUCUAUACAGGCAGUUACUUUCCCUUCAUUCCUAGUGAUAAAUACCGAAUGGCAUAUAUAUGGUUUGGUUAUUUUGGUUUCUUUGGGGCUGGCUGCUCCCAGUUUCAUCAAGAGCUAUACGGUCGCAAUAGCUAGUUCAAAAGAUUCUGCUUUAGCUGGGUUAGCUAUAAUGGAAAGCCUAGGUGGCUUAUUCUCAUCUAUUAUCCUAGGCGUUAUACAGAGUUCCGUUGGCCAAAAUAGCGUCUUCGUUGUUGCAUCAAUGUUAGUUGGAACUGCUAUAUUAUGUCUAGUCGGAAGUUACUUU